CUUUCCUUUUGGCCGGGUAAUCAGUGUGAACAGAGAGCGUUCCCCGAAUGAGUCCGGUAGCCUCAUGAAAGCCUUCUGACAUGACCGGCAGACAGCAUCCCUACCAAAGCUGCUCGGGGGUUUAAACCUUACUUCUAAAGAGCCAUGUCCUGCAAAAAAAGUCCCCACGUGGGUGUUUCCAGCACCACUGUCAGCUCUGUAGCGGUGCAAGCUGGGGACUCCAAGAUCGUGGUAGCCGUUGUCAAGUGUGGCAAAUGGGUACAACUCCAACUGGCUGAAUCAAAGCCCAAUCUCCUAGAAAUUGGGAGCAGUCAAGAUGAAACCAAAAAACUGCUUCAUGAUCAUGAGCUUCUUCUGGCCAAGCUUAAGGCCUUGGAAGACCGUGUGUGGGAACUCUUACAGGAAGCUGACAGAACGGCUGAAGCAAACAAGGCUCAAAGUCAGGUGUACGAUGCCAUGGCCCAGACUCUGGGUGAAGCAUGGGCAACCCUGGUCUCCAUGCUUGAAAGAAGAAGGGAGCUCCUUGGGCUGACGUCUGAGUUUUUUCAAAGUGCUUUGGAGUUUGCUAUAAAAAUAGACCAAGCUGAAGAUUUCCUGCAGAAUCCUCAUGAGUUUGAGAGUGCCGAAGCCUUACAGUCACUUCUUCUGCUUCAUGACCGACAUGCCAAAGAACUCUUAGAAAGAUCUCUAGUCCUUUUAAACAAAAGUCAACAACUGACUGACUUCAUAGAAAAAUUCAAGUGUGAAGGAGCUGCUAUGAAUUCUGAGCUGAUCCAGGGAGCUCAGAGUAGCUGUCUGAAGAUCGACAGCCUCCUUGAACUUCUGCAAGACAGGAGAAGGCAGCUGGACAAGGACUUGCAGCAACAGCGGCAGGAAUUGGCUCAGGUUCUGCAGUUGUGUCUGUGGGACCAACAAGAAAACCAGGUUUCUAGUUGGUUUCAGAGAACAAUAAGAGAUCUGCAGGAACAGAGUCUGGGUUCAUCACUUUCAGACAACAAAGAGCUAAUCUGCGAGCAUGAGGGCCUGAUAGUCAAAGCAAAGGAAUGGGAUUUGGCCAUAGAGAAGCUGAGGAGCCAGGCUCUCGGGAUUCUGCUGUCAAAGGACUUGGCAGAAAAGGAACAUCUACAGCUCUCUAACCAGAAACUGAAUCGGCUUCAAGAAGAGUUUAGACGACUCAUGGUGGAAAGAAAAGCCUGGCUAACAAUGGCAAAUGAUUUUUUUACCAGUGCUAACAAGGCAUUUGAUGUACUUGGAAAAGUUGAAGCUUACCUUAAGCUCCUUAAAUCAGAGGGUUUAAGCCUGCCUGCCUUGGCAGCGAAGCAUGAGGAAUUACACAGAGAAAUUAAAGACUCCACAGCCACCGCUCUGCAAAAGGGACGAACCUUAAUCAGCCAAGUAGACUCCUGCUGCUCUCAGGUGACAGGAAUCCAGAAGAUGAUGGGAUGCAUUCAGAAGCAAGUGGAUUAUCUCACUGAACAGUGUACAGCGCACGAGGAAUUUGCCCUUAAGAAACAGCAAUUAGCAACGUCAGUGGAUGACUACCUAAGGAAGGUGGAAAUGUCAAUUCAGGAAAUCAGGCCGGUUCUUGCUACCACAUUGGAUGUCGGUUCCAGCCCUUCUGAAUCAGAGAAGAUUUUAAAUAAAUAUCUGGAAUUGGAUAUCCAAGCCAAGGAGACAGCACAUGCAUUAGAAGCAGCUGCAAAAGUCAUGACAGAGAAAAAUGAACUUGAACUCAAUGAAGUGGCAUUGCUUCCUCUUAGAGUGAAAUGGCUAGAAGAAGAAUUAAACACGCUUGGUCGAAGCAUCAGCUACAGGUCACAAGUCCUGCAGACUUACAUGGCAUUUCGAAAGUCAUCCGAGGAGGUCGAGGAGCAGCUUCAGAGCCUAAAGGAAUUUUAUCUGACUGAAAUUCCUUGGAAAGAUGAAGAUGAUGCUGUGGUCAAGUGCCGGUCUAACUCUGCUGAGAGGAAAUGGCAGCUAUUUUUAAGGAAGAGUUUUUUGACCCAGGACUUGAGCCUCGAGUUCCUGAACUUAAUAAACAUGGCAAAAGAGAAUGAGAUAUUAAAUGUUAAAAAUGAAAUGCACAUUAUGAAGAACAUUAUGGAAAAGCAAACAAAUGGAAGGGAAAUGCUCAGCCAUCUCCGAAUGGCGUGGUACCUCAAAGCCAUCGAAGGCAAGCCUGUGAGAGAGCAGUGGGAAACGUUCAAAGAGAAACUUAAAAAGACAACUCACAAUGUGAAGCUUCUCCAUGAAGUUCUGAUGCCUGUCUCUGCACUUGACCUUGGAGGGAGCCUUCAGAGCAUGUUAGAUCUGCGAAGGAGAUGGAUUGCAAUGAAGCCUCAGCUCCAGCAACUACAUGAGGAUGUUCAGCAAAUCAUGAAAGAGUGGGAAGUGUUAAGUGGUCAGGGAGCCCCUUUGAAGGAGAAGGCUGAACAGCUGAAGGACCUCAUCCAUCUCCACCAGAGACAGCAAGAGCGAAUCCAGGAAUAUGAGGAAAUCCUGUACAAGACAGUCCAGUUCCACCAGGUCAAGGAAGAGCUGACUCAUCUCAUCAAACCAAGAGAACUGGAGCUUCUAGUACAGCCCACGGAACUGGGAAGUUCUGAGGAGGUCCAGAUGCAACUGGGCCGUUCUCAAGAAAGGCGGGCACAUGUAGACCGUCUCCAUCAGCUGGCCCUGUCCUUAGGAGUGGACAUCAUUUCAUCUGUGCAACAGCCUAAUUGCUCUAAUAUUUCUGCAAAGAACCUGCAGCAGCAGCUGGAGGCCCUUGAGCUGGAUAGCAAGAAUUGGAGUGCCUACGCCAAAGAAUCUGAGCAGGUCCUGUCCUGUAGCUUGGAAUACUGCACCACCCGAGAUGAGAUCAAUGAGCUCAAAGAGUCAUUCAAAGAUAUAAAAAAGAAAUUCAACAAUCUGAAGUUUAAUUACUCCAAGAAAAAUGAGAAAUCUCGAAACUUAAAGACUCUUCAAUAUCAAAUCCAACAAGUGGGUACAUAUGCUGAAAAAAUUCAGGCUCUAAGGAAGAAAAUGGGAAAAGUUAAUAAUAAGACAUCUGAUUCAUUCUUAAGUUAUCCCAGUAAUAAAGCUAACAUCCUUUCGGAAGCCAUGGAGGAUUUGAAAAAGCACAUGGAUGACUUUGACAAAGUUGUGACAGAUUACAAGAUGAAUUUGGACCUGACUGAGCAUCUCCAGGAAGUGAUAGAAGAGUGUAACUUUUGGUAUGAAGAUGCAAGUGCCACCAUUGUGAGAGUUGGAAAGUAUUCCAUGGAGUGCCAAACAAGGGAAUCUGUGGACAUCCUCCACAAGCAGUUCAAUAAGUUUAUUACUCCCUCAGUGCCUCAGCAAGAAGAAAGGAUUCAGGAGGUCAUCGACCUUGCUCAGCGCUUAUACGGUUUGGAAGAGGGGCAGAAAUAUGCAGAGAAGAUUGUCACAAGACACAAGGAGAUUCUUGAAUCUAUUACUGAAUUAUGUGGGUCUCUCGUGGAACUUAAAGAAAAACUGGUGAGACCUCAUCAAUUCUUCCUCACUGAUGCUCUUCAGCCUCCUAGUGUCCUACACAGUGAUUUCCAUCUCCAGAGAACAUGCUUGCAGGAGCAUCCUAUGCAGGGAGAUGUUCCAAAGAUGAGUUCAAAUUUGGAAGAUUUCCAUGACAGUUGCAUUGAUCUGCUAAAGGAGCCAGGGAGGGAUGAGCAGACAACAUUCAAUGAAGAAAGGAAUGAGGGGCAGGUGCAGGGAGCAGAUGUGUUGGCCAUCAACGGAACAAGAGAAGAUGGGCUUUCCAUGGACUUGAGGCAGACCUCAUCUGACAAAGAGAACAGUGCCCAGGGUCUGAUCCUUCCAGAAGACACACUCUCUGGAGAAGAAUCUGAGUGUAUCUCAUCUGAUGACAUCUCUUUGCCUCCACUGCCAGUGAGCCCCGAGUCCCCUCUGGCACCAUCAGACAUGGAGGUAGAAGAACUUGCCAGCUCUUCAGCCCUCGCCCUGCAUAUCAGCGGCUACGGGAUGCAUACGGGGACAGGUGGUCUAGGGAAGGCCCAGGAAUCUGUUCUUGCCCCACCCAUUGCUUUUACGGAUGGGUGCUGUAAUAAGAAAGACACAUUUACAAGUCAUUUUGAGAGGCCCUACCCACAGUUGAAAGCUGAAUCCUCAUUAGCCUCCAGAGGAUCAGUAGAGAUGAGUACCAAGUUGCACGUCAAUGUGAAAUGUCCAGCGCGCAUGCCCCAUGAAAUGCACGACAAAGCUUUACAGCAAAGCUCUCAGGCUCGGGAGAGCUCGCUAGAAAUGCAGGAGAAAGUGCAUGCUGAUUCUAAUGUCACUAAAACCCAAGACAGGCUGCAUGCUGCCCUUGAUGUUUCCCCUGGCCUCAGCUCUCAAUCAGACACCAGCAGGAGCCAUCAGAGGCAAGUGGGUCCCCAAGGAGACAGGAAAAACUCAUCUGCAGAAAACAGCGUGGUCAGCCUAGCUGGCCAGGCGCCUCAUUUCUCCAGGCUGCUGUCCAAUGUAACUGUCAUGGAAGGUUCCCCGGUGACUUUGGAAGUCGAAGUAACAGGAUUCCCAGAGCCUACACUGACAUGGUUCAAGAAGGGCCAGAAACUGUGUGCAGAUGGACACUUACAGGUCUUGCACAAGGACACAAAGUAUUCGGUGUUCAUUCCGAAGGUAUGUGAGGCAGACGCUGGCCUCUAUGUGGCUCAAGCCCAAAACUCUAGUGGCACCCUGUCUUCCAAAGCCAUCCUCCUUGUGACAGGUAACCAUGGGCCACCAAUUACGAGAAUAAACUGGAUUAUGCUGUGUAUCAUCUAUGUCAGUGUGUCAGUUAUAUACUGGCUGCUUACCCAGUAGUGACAUGUUGCCAUCAAUGGACAUUGUUAUGAGCCUAAAAGACAAUAUGGUUAUUUUCUCACUCAUCACACAAAGCACUCCCCCCCACACACACACCAAUUUAUCUCCAUUAACCCCAAUGCUAGGUGGAAUAAUUGUAUUUUCUCUACGAUUUAACAUACUUGGGGAACACGGGAAUUUAUGUACAGUGAAUAAUGACACAUUUUGUACUCUAGGAAGAGAAAUAUUCUAUAUAAUAAACUGAUCUCUUGUUUAGAGGCAUGUGAAUGCUCACAUAGAUCACAAGGAUCAUAGGGUUGUGAUCUAAUUUUCAAAUCCAAAUGUUUGAUAAUUUCUCUCUCUCUCUCUCUUUUUGAUGGUUCAUAACCAUGUCUUUGUAGGUAGGGCAUUACAUCAAACUAAGGGUGUGAUUCUCAAUAUUGUAUUAGCUCUCCUUUAACUGUGCUUUUCACAUUUUGAUCUUGUUUACUGAACAAACUUGACCUAUGCCAUGUCAACAUACUCUACAUUCCUGAGUCUGAGGAUGUCACUAUCAAGAACCAUUCCUCACCAUGGUCUCUUGGGCUCAAAGUUGGAGAACAGACGUGCCGUCAGCUUCAAAAUAGAGUCAACUUUUCUAUUAGCUCUGUAUGUCAUAUGUCAAGAUGGAAUACAGGCUGCAGGAGGGGACUAGUUUUCCCCGCCCUUCCUCUGCUGUGCAUUGGCCAUCCUGUGCAUAACUGUAGGCAGGUCCUACUGCAUCUGACGUUGCUGCUGCUGUUGCUGCUGCUGCUGCUGAACAUUUGUGUAGCCAUUAGCAAGGCAUCUCAGUGCCUCCCUUUCCCACCUGGAAGAAGGGUUCAUCUACCUCUUGACAACUGAGUUUCUAUUUUAUGUCCUGUGGUGAUCUGGCCAAUGGAAAAGUACUAAGUGAAGACUCAUUACAAUGCUUGGUGUGAUUUGCCAUCUUGCUACUUCCUCAUUACCCAUUAAUUCCCCUUCAGAUGCUGAUCUUUUAGAAUAUUAAAUGAAAAGAGUGCUGUUAAUAUGUAAUUCCCAACUACUCCCUUGGGGGAGGUAAGACUGAUGUUCUAUGAAUUAGAGUUUAAAUUCCUUUCUAACUUCUUACAACUACAUCCUUUUCAAAGGAUUUGGACAGUAACCUCCGGAGGAUAUAGUUUGGGUGUUUUAGGGGGAGACUGGGUAACAUAGAAGAAGACAAAUCUAGCUUUCUUUUGUGCAAUUAUCACUGUAAUGUUGAAGAAUGUUAUAUGGCUUCCUAAUAUGCAUUAUUCAAAAAAAUAAGAGGCAUUUGUUUUCACAUUUUAAACUUUGUCAUGCUAGGGUAAAAUCUUAAGUUGAAAGGAUAAUUUAUUACAGUUUUGAUGAAGGGAAGAAAUUAAUUAUGUUUCUGGAAGACUGUCUACAAAUAAUCAAAACAUUUGAAUAGAAUAUGUUUGAUGUGAUAUUAAAAAGCUACUGAAUAUUGUGGAAGAUAAGAAAUGUCUAGUCUAGUAAAAAGUUGGCCGAUUUUUUUCUUGCCUUGUGUAUACAAUUUAAAUAAAAAAUUGUACGUGUUUUCUUUCAAGUUUUGACAGAAAACUAUUAAAAUCUUAUAUAUACACA
Mastomys coucha (southern multimammate mouse) is the source of this 6444-nucleotide messenger RNA. It is a transcript of the gene Ccdc141, whose product is annotated as coiled-coil domain containing 141. The transcript is spliced from 25 exons. Lineage: Eukaryota; Metazoa; Chordata; Mammalia; Rodentia; Muridae. The record is from RefSeq and is a predicted model, not a curated record. The coding region runs from base 145 to 4839 and encodes 1564 amino acids.